GACUACAUAAUUCUGACGACGUGAAAAGUGACGUGUCGUGUACUUGAUCAUCACAGCAGCUCAGCUCAGUAUAUUCUCCAAAAUGGCCCCAAAGAAUGACGAUGUGGAUGAAUUAUUUGAAAUAAGGAACUCAUUUUACAUCGGGAGCUUCCAGCAAUGUAUCAAUGAAGCCCAAAAAUUGAAGCCUUCAAGCCCAGACUUGGCUCUCGCAAGGGAUGUGUACAUGUACAGAGCGUAUGCUGCUGCUGGUCGUUAUGGAGUGGUACUAGAUGAGUUAUCUAGCGCAUCGUCACUAGAGCUGAAUGCAGUACGCCUCUUUGCUGACUACCUUGCUAACCCAGACAGGAGGGACAAGGUUGUGUCUGAUUUGGAGCGUAAAAUGAGUAGCAGUGUGGAUGCCAACAAUGAUACCUUUCUACUCAUGGCUGGAUCUAUCUACUAUCAUGAACAGAACUACGAUUCAGCCUUGAGAUGUUUACGGCAGUCAGAGUCACUGGAGUGCAUUGCAAUGAGUGUACAGUGCUACCUGAGUUUAGACAAAGUUGAUCUAGCAAAGAAAGAGGUGAAGAAGAUGCAAGAUAAAGAUGAUGAUGCCACUCUGACACAACUAGCACAGGCAUGGUUUAAUCUGGCAGUGGGAGGUGAGAAACUGCAGGAUGCUUUCUAUAUCUUCCAAGAGCUAGCAGACAAGAACUCCUCCACCUCACUCCUCCUCAACGGUCAAGCCUCGGCAUACAUGCAGCAGAACAAGAUGGAUGAUGCAGAGGAUAUCUUACAAGAGGCCAUCAACAAGGAUAGCAACUGUCCAGAGACUCUUAUCAACAUGAUUGUAAUCUCACAACAUAUGGGCAAAGCACCUGAGGUGACCAAUCGCUACCUGACACAACUGAAAGAUUCACAUGCACGGCACCCAUUCGUGAAGGACUAUUUAGAAAAGGAGGCAGAAUUUGACCGCUUGGCUACACAGUACGUCUCCAGCUAGAGGCUCCAAUCUAUGAAUAAUUUCAUUCCAUGAAAAAAAAAAGAACUUUAUUCCUUGUAAAUAGAUUCAUAUAAUGUCCCUCCCUUUCAUUAGAUAGGUCUUCAUGCCUGUAGUACUGUGGUUUAUGAUCUUGGUCUCAUAUUGAAGGUUUAAGGUUCAAAUCUGCAUGCACGGCUCUGCUGCCUGUGCCUUUAGGUCAGGGUUUUUUUAUAAUAAUUUAGAAUUUACGUUGCGGAGUAUUACACUCACAUACCGGGCUAUAGGUACUUUCUGGUAGUUCAGAUCUGGGCCCUGAUGUAUGGAAGUCUACAAUGGAACUUCCUGACAAGCUUGGAUUAUGAGGUUUUGUUUUAAGAAACAAUACCCUUGGUCCCAAUAAUGAAUAGUUUUUUAUUGGCAAUGUUUAACUUGAAAAGAGAAAUACCAACUUGCUUUCUUUCUUGUAGGAGACUGCUGGUCGUUAAAGUAGGUUUAAUAGUAGAAAUAAGGUACAGAUUACUGAUUAACAAUUAUUUUAUUUUGAUUAAUUUAUUUAUGUAUUAAACCUGGACAUACAGAUUUUUGUCUCUAAAGCUGGGUAGAUUUCCUUUGUAUAUUUUUUUUUGGUAUUUUUAUCUCCCUUUGUCAGUUGGAUAAUGGAAUGAGAUGAAAACAAAUCUGAAAAUCAGCACAAUGUUAUUUUACACAUUCAGCCACUUUUCAGACUAGGUCACAUUUGUAAUGAAUGCGCUUUACAUUGUCAAGAUAUGAUAUAUAAAGAUUAGAUCCAAGUAUAUCAUGUGAUGUACACUGUUUCUAUAACAUUAUUUAUGUCUAUUAAAUUGUUGUUGAAACAGAAUCAUGAUCAUAUUUAUAGAAAAGCCCAAUGAAAAAUGUCUCUGUUCACUUCAUGUGAAUAUUUACUGUUAUAAGAACUUAUAUUGUCUGAACAACAUAUAGAUUUGUAUACUGUGUUAUUCCAACAGUAUUUGAGAGAGAGAAACAAGUGAAAGGAGUGAACCGUAAGACCAAAACAUUUGAGAAACUUUCACAAAUGUUCUCAAGAUGAAGCCAUAGAUCUUUUAGGAUUUUCUUGGAUGUUUCUUGCUGUGAAAACAGCUGUUGUUAUCAACUUGUGAGAAUUUUAUUUCCCACAGUUUCGAGAAUGAUACAUGUAAUUUCCAGUUGCAAAAUCUUUUCAAUCAAAGUCUAACUACAACCCAAAAGGGGCUCAUUUUUGUGAAAUCAAGAAGGUCACCUUUAAAUCAAUUUUGGAAAUUCAGAAAACUUCAACAGCAACUUUGAUGAUGCAACUAUGUAGUACUUAUUCCUAUUACAUAGUUCAACAAUGUUGACAUGCUCCUAAGCAGUUGUGAAAUGCAGUUCUCAACAACAUGUUUUUCUUUCUUAAUUGUAUUCUUGACAUAACUCACUGAAUAAAUAAUAUGAUAGCAUUUAUUCA
Molecule: messenger RNA, 2423 nt
Organism: Strongylocentrotus purpuratus (purple sea urchin)
Lineage: Eukaryota; Metazoa; Echinodermata; Echinoidea; Camarodonta; Strongylocentrotidae
Gene: cope
Product: coatomer subunit epsilon
Exons: 11
Coding region: 83-982 (299 amino acids)
Biological process (GO): retrograde vesicle-mediated transport, Golgi to endoplasmic reticulum; intra-Golgi vesicle-mediated transport; endoplasmic reticulum to Golgi vesicle-mediated transport
Cellular component (GO): COPI vesicle coat
Molecular function (GO): protein binding; structural molecule activity
Source: RefSeq, a predicted model, not a curated record